CCCCCUCGCUCCGCAGCCUCCGCCUCGCCCCCCGCCCGCUCCCCGGCGCCGCCUCCCUCCCCUUCCCCGCCUCCCCAGGCGCAGAUGUGGCGCUGCCGCGGCCCGCCCCGUCGGUGCCGGUGGGGGUGGCCGAGGCAGACGCCGGGCAGAUCGCCUCCCGGAGGAGGAGGAGGAGGAGGUCGCUGCUCCCGCCGGUGAGAUCCCGCGCAGGGGAGCCGGGCGCGGACAAGACCAGGCCGGGGACCCCCAACCCGACCUGCGCCCGCCGCCGAGGGCGCGCACAAAGCCGCCUCCAGACGCCCCCGGCCCGGCCAAGGUUGACGAGCCCCUCGAAACAUCCUCCUCCCCCCUCCCCAAUUGACAAGAGUGGCCUUCUCCCUGGCCACUCGCCAUGCAUUCCCUUGAGGAGCCACUGGACCUCAAGCUGAGCAUCUCCAAGCUCCAGGCGGCACAAGCCAAGGGCGACCAGACCCUGGGCGGCUCCAGGCCCCGAUCCUUCCGCCAGGACUUCCGGAUCCGGGAGGACAGCAGCCCCGACUCGCCUCAUUCUCCACUUGACGGCCUCCAGUUGCACCCCAAAUGCCACGACAAGAGGGACACCCGCUUCUCCUCCACCCCCACCAUCGACCUGAGCCUCUCUCCGCCUCCUCCUCCCGGCUUGGACUCCCCCGGCGGGGGCCGCGCCUCACUCUCCCCCGACAGGCAGAGCGGCGGGGAGUUGGUGAGCUCCUCCGCCGUGCGGGACCUCCAGUCCCUGCGCUACAUCGAUGGCCUCCGCAGCUCCUUCCAGUUCUUCCUGCCCCUCAACUCGGGGGGUGCCUUGCACCUGCCUGCCUCAGCCUUCCUGGGGCCCCCCAAAGAGAAGCGCCUCUCCCCAGAGAUGCCCCUGCAGAAGCAGCUGGUGUGCCGGUGGUCAAAGUGCAACCAGCCCUUUGACCUGCUGCAAGACCUCGUGGACCACGUCAACGACUUCCACGUGAAGCCCGAGAAGGACGCCGGCUACUGCUGCCACUGGGAGGGCUGCGCUCGCCACGGAAGGGGCUUCAACGCCAGGUACAAGAUGCUGAUCCACAUCCGCACGCACACCAAUGAAAAGCCCCACCGCUGCCCCACCUGCAACAAGAGCUUCUCUCGGCUGGAAAACCUGAAGAUCCACAACCGCUCCCACACAGGCGAGAAGCCCUACAUCUGCCCCUACGAAGGCUGCAGCAAACGCUACUCCAACUCGAGCGACCGCUUCAAGCACACCCGCACGCACUACGUGGACAAGCCCUACUACUGCAAGAUGCCCGGCUGCCACAAGCGCUACACAGACCCCAGCUCCCUGCGCAAGCACAUCAAGGCGCACGGCCACUUCAUCUCGCACGAGCAGCAGGAGCUGCUGCAGCUGCAGCCGGCCUCCAAGCCCUCCCUGGCGGCCCCCGCGGACGUGCCUUACCUCAACGGGGCGCAGAUCAUCAUCCCCAACCCCGCUGCCCUCUUCGGCAGCCACGGCCUGCCCCUCCCGCUGGCCCCCGCCCCACUGGACCUCAGCGCCCUGGCCUGCGGGGGGCUGGCCGGCCUCCACAGCCCUGUCCUGGCGCCCCUCAACCUGGCCAAGAACCCCCUCCUCGCCUCGCCCUUCGCUGCCAGCAGCCUGGGGCUGCCCGUCGUCUCCUUGCUGGCGGGGGCCGCCUCCGCCAAGGCCCUGCCCGAGAGGAGCGUGGCCCGGCCCGGCAAAGGUGGCGGGGGCGGGCAGGGGCCGCCGCAGAGCUGCAAGGAAGCCAGCGGGAGGACUGAGCGGGGCCGGGGGGGCGCAGAGGGCCUCUCGCUGCUGCCUGCGGGGGGCGCCCUAGACCUCUCCACCGGCAUGAACUCGGCGGGCAGCUCGGACGGCCUGCCCCCCGGUUGGGUGGUCAUCCCCACAGGCUCCGUGUUGCUGAAGCAAGCCGUGGUGAACUGAAGGGGGGUGGCGACCCACACCAAGGACGGGGGAUGGGGGGAAUCUGGGACCAGCCGUGGCCAGCGGAGGACCCCAGGCAGCUCUGGAAGACCUGCCGCCGAAAGGUGCCCCCCUCUCUUCCCCCACCCACCAGACUCACACACACCCCAUCUCCCCCCCCACCCCGCUAUGGCUGCUGGGGCUGGCCAAUCCCCCGGCUUCCUGGACACCCACGACGGAGGAGCCUGGCUCUCCUGAACAAAGCAAUAAGCAGCAUUUCCCGGAGCAGCAGCCGUGACCCCCCCUUCUGCCCCCCCCAGCUACCUCCACACAGGCAUUGCGGGGUUGGCCUAGAGCAGUGUUCCCCAACCUUGGGCCUCCAGCUGUUUUUGGACUACAAUUCCCAUCAUCCUUGACCUCUGGUCUUGCUAGCGAGGGAUGAUGGGAGUUGUAGUCCAAAAACAGCUGGAGGCCCAAGGUUGGGGAACACUGGCCUAGAGGACCCUUUGGGGUCCCUUCAGCGGGACCAGGGCCUUCGCCCUCUGCAUACAGAAAAGGAGGGCGCUGGCUCUUUCUCUCUCCAUCUUAUGCCAGAGCGCCUCUUAGCGCCCCCCGACAUGCCGGCUUCUCUGCUGCCACCCCCUCCACACCCCCAGUCUACUGGCCUCCCCUCUGUGCCUGUUGGCUCGGGGGUCUUCCGCUUCCAGCAAUUGGCUGCUGUUCAGGGAAGGAGAGCCCCCCUCAGCUGAGAUUAGAGGUGCUGCCCCCCCCCGGGGUUGAGCUGCCUCCAUCUCUCUUACUGAACAAAAGCAGCCAGGUCUUUUCCUGGCUCAGCCCCCCACCCCCCGACUGACAAGGCACACCCAACGGCUGUGCCGCUCACCAGCCCUUCUUCUGCCUCCCCCACCCUCACUGACGUGGAGGAACUGAAAUAUUCACUUCCCCCUAUUAGCCGUUCCGGAUGUUUCAAAGCUGACCUGCAAAUCUCCCGGCCUGAGAUGGCUUUGCGUGGGGACAGCAGCUGACAAGCCUUCCUUGGUUCUUCUCCCACCCAAGACCCCCCCCCCCAGCUCCCCAGCAGGCAAGGACAUCUCCCCCAUCAGUUUCCUCUGGCCAAGAUCCGUGUUGAUAGAUGGGGCCCAGAAGGAGCAGGGAGGUUGGCUGGUUUGUGCUUCCUCCAGGAAAUGCCCUCUGGAGACACAGCUUGCCCCCAGGGAGCCCCCCUCCCUCCCUUGGAGACAGGAGGGGUUGGGAAGGCCCCAGGAUCUGAGGAACAGGACCCCCUCCCCACGUCCGGGCACCAAUGCAGGGGAGAGGAGCAGAGGCCAGGAGAGAUGGAGACUGCAUCUCACCUCCAGCAAAGGCUGCCCAGUCCUUUAAUGCCCCUGUCUCCACCUGCAGAAUGGGUCUGUCGUCAAACUGUCCCACCCAACGGGGUGUUGUAAGGAUUGCUCAGACAAUAUACCUGCUUUGUUGGGGGGGGCAGGAAGCCAAGCAGUCCCCAAUUGGAUCUGGCAGUGGGAUGGGGCCAAUAUUAGCAGCACAAACCCGUCCUAUUGGCAAAAGAGCCAAGAGGAGCAAGACUUGAGGGGUUGCCAGUCACACCCAUUGGCUGAGGCUGGGGCAGGGGCCUGACUCACGGGGCCAGAAGGGGGGUCUUCUGUAGAGGCUGGAGGGACCCACUGCAAAUGGGGCACUGCUCCGGCCCCCUGACUGGGGCAGCUGUGAAAGCCACACUUAUUCUCGUUUGUGCAUCUUGGUUUCUUAUGGGGGGGGACCCUUGCCGCCUGUCCCAGCAGCAGCAGGAAGGCCCCCUGCUUCUCCCCUCAAGCGCCCGCUUCUUUGCUGAAGGAGCCCACUUCACCUUGACUGCCCUCCCCAAUUUGGAGGGGUCCCUCUGCUUUUCGCUCCAGUCUCCCCGUACAAGGGGGUCCCCACAUACCUCUCUCCACGCCGCUGUUUCAGCGGGACCCCUGCUCUGGGCUUCCACACAGGCAGGCUCCCUGGGCCUGCUGCUGCCCCUUCCUCUGACGCACCCCCCCCCUUGCAGGUGCUGGCAGGGGGGAGGCCCCGCACCAGGCCCCCUAGCGCUGCCCGGGGCGCCUGGGACCACACCCUGCCGCUCAGCCGUGGGGAGCUGGCCUCCCAGCCACGCAGUGGAAGAAGGCUGAGCACAGGGCCGGACAUGCACAGAGCCCCAUGCGCCCCGGGGCCUGAUCCUGACCCAGCACGCCUUGCUGACUGACCAGGCCUGUGAGCCGGUGAACGUGUCCGUUUCCUUCCCCGUCGUCUGUUGUCGCUCACUCCAGGCCGCCAGUAUUUUAAGCCGUUUCUAAGUGCCUUUCGAUUGUAGUUUCUGUUGGAUUUUGCCCCACCCCUCUUGCCUCCAUCACUGUUAGCAUAGUUGACGACAGGAAGAGAUAAGCUACGACCCAGGCCUCUGCGACAAGAGGAUGGCUACUAUGACGGAAAUAAUAAAAGUGGAUCUUGACACUUUG
Molecule: messenger RNA, 4419 nt
Organism: Podarcis muralis (Common wall lizard)
Lineage: Eukaryota; Metazoa; Chordata; Lepidosauria; Squamata; Lacertidae
Gene: GLIS2
Product: GLIS family zinc finger 2
Biological process (GO): regulation of transcription by RNA polymerase II
Cellular component (GO): nucleus
Molecular function (GO): DNA-binding transcription factor activity, RNA polymerase II-specific; RNA polymerase II cis-regulatory region sequence-specific DNA binding
Source: RefSeq, a predicted model, not a curated record